This is a messenger RNA of Paramuricea clavata, 6737 nucleotides long. Lineage: Eukaryota; Metazoa; Cnidaria; Anthozoa; Malacalcyonacea; Plexauridae. The record is from the annotation of a GenBank genome assembly.
AUGGCGGCGGUUUUGCCGCGAGAAGUACAAACUGAAAGGCCUGAAAGCAUUAUCGAAUGCAUCGCGAUCUUCUAUCAAAAGGGAAAGACCAAACUUGAUUAUGUUCGAAAAGAGAGGUAUCGGGCCAGAAUUCCAACGGGAAUUAAAAGUUUAACGAAGCUGAAAAGCAUUGUCAGGUACGUGAAUUUCAAUUUGUUGAUUUAAAUAAAAUUUGAAUAUAUAAAAUAUGCAUGCUUUCUAGGCCUUUCUGUGGCUUGUGUGUCCUGUCCGAAGGGUUUGGGCUUAAAUAGCCUUAAAUAGGCUUAAAUAUGACUAAAAUAACAGUAAUUAUUUUUUUUAUUAGGGUGAAUUUUUUAUAUUUUCUUAUUCUGGCUUGUCAUUGUCAACCACAAUGAUUUGUUUGCUCUAAUCUUGGGAAGUGAUAAAUAGAACAAUUUACAUGACGAUUAUAAACAUUUCUUUGGUGCAUUUUUAGUACAAAUAAGUUAAAAUGAGCAAGUAUAACAAUAGGAUGGUUGAAAUAUAUGAUGGAUUGAAAACAAAAACAUCUAUUACUCCACCAUUAAAAUUGCUGCCAAGCAGAGCAGGUUUGGGCGUGCAAUGCAUUGUGGGGCCCUUGUGGUUGACAAUGACUCUUUAAUAAACACAUGUAGACUAUGUAUAUAGGUUGUUCAAGAUGGUUGCCAAGGCAUGGCCCAUACGGCCAGGGACCAGUGUGUUUUGUGGCCUAUUGAAUCAUAUUUUAUUUUAUGUACAUUAACUACAUCCAUGUGUCGGCUGCCAGUUUGCCCUAUCAUGACCUAUACUGUGAAAUAAACAGACAGGUCGACACUGGCCAAUUUUGUGUUGGUAUAUAUUUAUUCUUUUAUCUCCCUAUAAUUACAUUUAUUUUUGUGUUUAAUUUUGAGAAAAUCAGUACAUGCCAUUACAAAUUACAGCCAUUCCUAGACACUUUCAUGAUAUAGAUUUCAGCAAAGCUUAUGUGAAUCGAUUUGUAUAUCUUUCUUGCAGUUCCCAGGGAGGAAUACAAGUUAUUUGCCAAGAUAUCGGCUUUGGUAGUAACUUUGAAAUGCGGCUAAGCAGAGAACACAAAGGAGGCAAUGGAACAGUUCUGUAUGCAAUUAAUACAGAUUUUCAUGUAACUUUAGAAUUGCCAGCAAUUCUGAAUGGGAAUGACAAAUUACAAAGUAAGUUCUGGUACAGGCUGGUACAGUUACUAUAGGGCCACUAUAGUUACGUUUGAGAAAGGUGGAGGUUUGUAGAGGUGGAGGUUUGGCCCAAUGUACACAAUCAUUGGGAACAAUGUAUCUCUGCCUGGGAACUAUACAAUGUUCUAAAAAUAUAUUUGAAAGUUUAUUUUGCAAACCAAUUCUACAAGUUUUAUAAAAAAUUUAUUCUAAAUAAAGUAACAAAAAAUAAACGAAUUGCCAAAGUUUUGUUUAUCUUCCCAGAUGUUAAUUCUCCUUGACACUGCAGCUUUGUGUUUAACGUCUCUGCCUACUCUGGUACCUUCGAUGCGUUGAAAACAUAAAGCCUCUUAAAACUAUGUGCAGUAAAGCAUUCAAAAUUUCAAUAUAAUUUUUCAUUUCCUCAAUUGUAGUUUCCUUGAAAUUUCUACUUUGUUUGGAAAAAUUUGAAUAUUACAAUAUAACGGUAGGCCUACUUUUUCAUUUUUACAGUUACAGUAUAUCCUGUGAUUACAUCAUUUUCCAAGAACGUUCCCAUUAUAAACAUAGAAGUUGUUGGCUCUUCAUCUUCACGUCCAGAAACCUCAAAAAUAGUUCCAGAGGUAGCAAUAAUUGAUGACGAGGACGCAUUUAAGAAAGGUAUUUAAUGUUGCUUAGAUUUCUUAUAUUGAUAUAUUUUGGCUGUUGAAAUCUGACAAUUAAUCUAACUAUGUAAAAGCAGCCACUAUCGUUUUAUUCACCCAAGUAUAUAUUCCAUUUGAACCAUAGAACUACUUGAGAAAUUUCAAGGAAGCACACUUCAAGAUUCAUCCAAACAGCGUAUUAUAAAAAGUAGACAAAAACCUAUUGUGUGGCCUUGGAAUAUUCACUGUGGAAUAUGUAAAAAGAAAUGUAUGGUACGCGUUGAUGCGAAAACAAACGGGAGAAUACAAUAUUUCAAAAAACGUAAGUAUUUGUAAUAUUUUACCACUGCACCUGUUAGAAUAUUUUUUUGUAUUUGUUUAACUGAGUGUUUAUGACUUUUAGGUCACUUUGAUCACUGUGAAAAAAAGGCAACAGAGAGGCAAAAAGCAAAAAGUCAACUGACCAUCAAAGAAGCGUUUGCCAGGAAACCAAGGCCUUCAAGCAAUGACAGCCUUGGGGAAGAAAUGAGCCCAACCGCGGCAAAAAGGCCUAUGUUGGAGUACGACUCAGACAUUGAACUCUCCGAGGGCGAGGAGGAAAAGUAAUAUAUCUAAAAUAAUAACUUUUCUUUUUUAUUUGAUAGGCUGUGUUUGCAAAACCCUAAUCUUUAACUGCAUUGAAAUCAACAAUUACUGUAAACUUAAUAAUAUAUAAACAUAAUAACUGCAAGUUGUACUAUAAUUUUCGUAAAUGCAGGUAAACCAACUUCAGCACGCUAUUAUGCGAGAAAUACUGAGUGUAUAGACGUACUUUUUUAUUGCUGUAGAAAUUGGGAUCUUAUCUAUCAAAUGACGCAUUUCUUGUAUCAUUUUGAGCAGAAACGAAAUGACAUAUUUACAACGUUGGGAAUUAUUUACACCUGAAGUUAGAAAUCGUUUAUAGAUAAUCAACACCAUGAUAUGAACAACUAAUCUAUGAAUAAAUUUACGAAAUCUAAUUAACAAACAAGACACUGGUUAAUUGCAUUUUCUUUAGUUCGACCUUUCCGCCAUAUGAAUUCCCAACGGUGGAAAUAUGCGAUUUUGACCGGCAAUUUUUAUUAAGGCCUACAUUUGAUAGCUAGAAGCCUAUUAUUUAGGCUAUUUACAGUGAUUAAAAACCACGCCAAGAUAACCAGUAUUUUUCACCCAAUAGCGUCAGUGCUAAGUUGGCAAAAUCAUAAAUUUUUACCGACCAAGUUAGUCGCUCAGCCUACUUUUUACAAUCGCUUUCUUUUGAAGUUCCUUUGUGUUUGAAAAGGCGAAAACACACAUUUGAGGCAUAUGAUUCAUGUUUCCUUUGAAUUGAAAAGAUUUCCACCAAAAGAUGAGAUUUGUUCAUAAGUAAACCGUAUGUACUUUACUGUAACAAUGGGAUGAUACUGGCCGGCACUGUAUUUAGCCUACUUAAGGGUGUUCCAAUGAUUCACCUUCACUCUUCAGAUUCGAAGAUGAUGACAUUCAAAUGGCCAGUUCUGACGACUUUGAAAGCAAUAGUGAUGUCGAGGUGGAAGCUGAACAGCACACAGACAUUGACUCAGAUGUCGAAAUCCUUGGAAACUCUUCUGAAUUUGAUGGCGAGUGGCGGUUUAUUGGUUUAGCAGUUGAAGAUGCUGAUCCCGUGUGCAAGUGCUUAAAUAGGCUAAUUAAAGCUGGGAAGAUACCAAGGGACAGGAUCUUCUACAAAUAUUUGUCAAAUGUGGUGGAAAUAUUCUACAAUCCCUUGCAUCCAUGGGAUAGUGACGUUCUCGAAUUUUUCAGCUCUCUGUCCUAUCUUGGUGGUCAACGAACUUACAAUAUGGUUAGAGGACCUAUGCAAGCUGGACAGGGCCGUCUAUGUGCCAAUAAGAGCGGAGAGGUGAACAUGAAUCUUGGAGGACCGUCGACUGAGACUCUGCGCAAAAAACAAGCGGCAUACUCUACACAAUCCGGUGUUCACAGACAUUUAAGUGAUUUGAAUUACACGCUUUGCAACAAAGCAGGAUUUGAACAGAAACCUGACACACUUAUUGCUACUAGUUCGUUAGAGGUUUAUCCAGUAGUACUCGCAAAUGAUGGAACAGCUCUUCACCCAGCAAUUCAGUUUGAUGAAAGAAUGAAACAAAAUAUAGGGCUUGAAUUCAGCGUCGAUCUAGAUUAUGUAAAUGACAAUCCAUUUCUGUCAAAAGAAACAUUGCAGAAAUUCCUGGUUCGAGAAGUUCUUGUGACAUCCGUGACAACAAUCGAUAACAAAUGCAGUCUUCCUGUUGCUGUGGAUUAUGUAGGAAAAGCGGGUAAGACAGGCAAAAAUAUGCAGGAGUUAUUCACAAAUCAGGUGAAGCUUUUGCAAAUUUGUCAGAACUGUUUGAAGCGGUGUAGGACGAGUGAUUUGGUCAUCGAUAAGAAUCAGCAUGAACUUUGUGCAAGCGAAUGUCAACGAUGUUAUGAUUCAAGAGCUGUUUGUGAGAGUUGUAUUCCACUUGGACAUAAAAGUUACAUCCCAUCAGUUCGAGCUUGCGAGUAUUGCCUGUCUAAUGGCGUGAAGUGUAUAAGAAGGGUCGUCAUGGUACUGACUGUGGAUUGCGAGGAAGGUAACAAACAGUGUUUACUCCAGCUCAAAGACGCUUUAGAGAAAGGAACCAUUGAUCAUAACCUUCACCUGCUAUCCAUUUUUCCAGAUUGUCCACACGUUUUGAAAACGUGCAAAGCCAGUUUUGCCAAUUGGUAUUUGCAGUUCAACAACGAGAGAGGAUGUCUAAGCAUAUUUUACACAUUAUGCAAUAAAUCAGAGUCAGUUGUCAGAAAGAAAAUGAAGGGCUAUUUGCCCAAGAACGAUUAUGUCAGGAACCGUGAUCGACAAGAUCCGACAGCCGUUUUGAAACUGUGUAACACUGAACUGUGUGACUACGUGGCAGGCCUGGGUUUUGUGACCCACACCAUCGUUCCCGAAAUGGUAAGAUUUACCUCAACAAACCGUAUUAACACACAUAAAAACAUCACCAGUGUUGCAGUCGGACCACAUGGAUGGAUACUUUUCUUGUGCUACGACGACCAGAAAAAGGUAUACAAAUUAUACAAGUCCAAGCUACACAACCCAAUCCAGGAUAUUGAGCUGAUAUGCGCUACUCUCAAAGGGGAUAAAAUUUAUCACAUUGCUAACUUGGUCUAUAACUGUGGAAACGAAAAUCCCAUAUCAUUCUACAAUAUAAAACCGCGUAGUUCUCCGAAUAUUUCCAUAGAGAAACUACGACUAAAGACAGACAUCGAUCCUUUACUCGCAGAACUCAAUCUAGUGGCUGGUCGCACCGUGAAAGAAUCCAAAGCUCGAUUGUUAGCUCAUCAGAAAACACAACGGAGAUUGUAUGAAGAAAAGAAAUGGAACUCGACUGAAAUUAACUUUGUUGAAAAUAAUUCUCUACAGUUUGAUGACAUCUCGAUAGUUGAUCAGCACUUAAUUUACGGUGCAUGCUCGUCCAAACGGAGCCUUGAGCAAAUACACUUAAAACGCGACACUGUUGGUAUUCAAGGGACUGCAGUUACUGUCGUCUCUUAUCACGAGUCUUGGGAGAAAGUGCACUGCCUUUUGUUACACAAAUCUAGUCUGCUUGUUUUUUAUGGCAAAGGCAUUUUCAUGUUCAACCUUGACACACAAGUAUCGUUAACCGUUGUACCAGAGUCAUCAGGAUACAUUCCUCGAUACGGUUAUGUGUACAAAGAUGGCUUUCUCUUCACAAGUAACGAUGAUCACCGUUUGUAUUUUUGGCAAAAUAGCCAAAUAACAACAUUUGCAGGAGAUUCUGAAGGUGGAAGCAGAGAUGGCACAGUCCAGUUUGCCCGUUUUUACAAAAUAUCUAGUAUAUGUGUGGAAUUUGAUCAUGUAGUAUAUUUGUCAGACUACGCCACAGGAUCUAUUCGAAUGUUAACUACGUUAAAGAACACUGCUUCUUUCCUAAAGGCGGUUGGUAAAUUAAGCACUGCAUUUUCCGUACACGAAAAGCAUCAGUCGUACGAUACUAAGACGAUGGACGAAGCCAUUGCACUUGUAACACAAUGCAAUGAUACACUUCAAGAAAACGAAGAAGUCAUAAGACAACAACACGAAAACCUUCCCAAAGCUUUGAACGGCCCAGAGGGAAGUAUUUCUGCCAAAACCAUGAAGUCAAUAUUCUUACUACAAUGGGGACUCGCAAAAUUGAAAUCAAAUCUUGAUGAUUUUGACUAUAAUUCAACCAAUCUACUCAGUUGCAUGACACUAGACAUUGAGCAUUUGCACUCCACGGUAAACUUCAAGCAUGGUGUACAAACAAUGCUUCAAUAUGCAAGGUCAUUUUCCUCAUCCAUCAAAGAAAGUGUCAAAGCUCUUACAAAUUGGAGUGCGUUUUAUUACACUAGCAAUCAAGCACGUUGGUAUCCACCUCCUGAGAGUGGUUUAAAACUAAAUGAAUUACGUUUCCCAAGGCCAGCGGACCCAAGACAACUUGAAGACGACAAGAAAGUGCUGAUGAGAGAAUGGGCCUCGCUGAACGGUGCUGUAGUUCGUCAGAGAAGUGUUCGCCAAGAAACAACAAUGGCGAAAGCUGGAACGCUGCCUGAGGGAAGCUAUGAAGUAGAGCUGGUCCCAAACACUGCCAAUGAUUCAGGUUCAGAAGAAAACAAUGACGAACAAGAGCUGCUGGUCCCAAACACUGCCAAUGAUUCAGAUCCAAAAGAAAAUAAUGAUGAAAUUCUGCAUUAUGAUGACGACGAUGAUGAAUCUGACAUUGAAGACAUGGCUACUGAACUUUCACGGACGAGUUUACAAAAUUUUCAGGACUUUCAAACUACCGAAGUCGGAAGGGAGACGUCAUUUCUUCUUGGUGGGCGUUCGAGAUAUGGAAGAACAGUUCGUUUCAAUAGCAGAUUUGCUUGA